UUGGGUCUGUACGACCUUUCUUUAAGCAGAAUCAGAAAUAAGUGACGGUGAAUAGAUGAUAAUAAUUGUGUAUCAAAAAAACGUUCAAAAAUGCAAGAAAAUACUGAAAAAACUCGUUCAAGCACACAAAGUGGCGGCCAAUUUAUCGACACAUUGAUCGGACAAUGGAUGAAGCGUACGGGAACAGAUAUCGCAUUGCAUCAAGCGGAAGAGCAAGUGGUCGAAGCUUCAACUUCGCAAGAAAGCAAGCCACUUUCCCCAAAUCAAGAACGAAACAUUCAAAUUUUACUACGGAAACUAAAACAGAGCCAGCGGGAAGAGAUUUCCCUAUCCUCAAUCUUGGAAAUGGAGAUGCGUUAUAAAGAAGAGAUUCAGACAAAAUUGAACACUACUUGGGAGUCUAUUGACACCAUCACAGACUACUGCAAUUACAUCAGUGAAAGCCUUGCAAGUUUUCAACAGCACCGUGUCAAUCUAUCCAACUUGUACGACAAUGUGAUUCUGAAACAACAGGGACAUAUUCAGAAGUUGCAGUCAAGCAACAUACAAUUGAAAGAUCUGGAGAAGCGUUUCACAGAAUUGGAAAACGAGGUGGUGCUGCGAGAAAAAAGAUUACAGGAAUCAAUAAUAGAACAAAAUCAAUUGCGGAAGCAAUUGGAGGACUCGGUCCAUGAACUGCAGACGCAGAAGAAUGAAUUAGCACACGCACACGCUGAGGAGAAAAUACUCGUUAAAGAACAGCAACGAUUGCUACUCGAAUACGAAAAUUUACAGUUGCGACUACAGACAAUUGAAAAUGAAAAGUGCGAUAUUGCGAAAUCCACAGCACAACUGCAAAAUAAAUUGGUGCUACAAGAGGAGAAAAUGCAAACGGUGUUGACGGAGAAAGAUAAAUUAUAUAAACAAUUGGAGAAUGCUAAUAGCGAAUUUUAUGCGCAAAAAAAUAAAUUAGCUAGCGUACACGCCGAGGAGGAGAGAAAGUUUGUCGAGGAGCAACAACGACUUCUGACUGAGUGUGAGAGCUUACAAUCGCAAUUAAACAUUCUGCAACAUGACAAAAGCAACAUUUCAGAAUUAGUCGCACAAAAAGACAGGCUCAUCUCGAAACUUCUGAACGAAAAUUCUAUGUAUAAAAAUAAAAUCGAAGUUAUAACGGCGAAUAAUAAUGAGGCGUGUAAUAAAUACAAAGCUUUGGAAGAGAAGCAAAACAUAUGGGAGAAAGAAUUGCGUACAAAGACGGAAAGAAUUCAAAAUUUGGAAGCAGCAUUAAGUGCGACGAAGCAAAGAGAGACAAGUCUCGUCAAUGACGUGAACAGAAUGGAGAAGAAAUUAACCAAUGAAAUAAAUUACUCCAAGAAUCUCGAAAGCAAACUCUCGGACACUAAGAAAAACUUGCAAAACGCAGAGAUGCAAAAUGCCAAGAUGCAAGAAAUGCAAGAACACGACAAGACUGCCAAUGAAUUUGUUAACAAUGAGCUUGCUAACGUUAAUCAGAAAUUGAAGAUUCUUCAGCAGGAGAAAGAGGAAGCUGAGAAGCGUGAGAUUAUGCAGGCUAAGAACGCGGAUAUUUUAUAUGAAAACAUCCAAGCCAAGCAUGCAGAAGAAGUGUCGACCUUGACAAGCAGUUAUGAUACACGUAUACUGGAAUUGAGGAAAACAAUCGACUGUUUGAAUGAAGCGAAUAAGAAUACUAUGCAAGAGAAUAGCGCAUUAAAAAUAUCUUUAACAGAAAUAACAAAAGAGAACAUUAGCUUGAAAAACGACUAUCAGUCUUCCAUAGAAUGUAAUAAAAAUCUUCAUGACAAACUAAAAGAAUCUGUGGAGACGUUGCGAAUAAAAUCAAUCGAUACACAGGAACCCAAAAGGAGCUACCUGAAAGAUAAGACACAAUCGAAGGAAAAGGGUGCAUACAAGGUGCGUUUCGAUACUGAAGUUACAGAAAUACUCGAAGAUGACCAAUCCAACGCUUCCACCUUCGCGGGUUUCAGAUCACGGAUCUCGGAUCUCGGGGACAACGACAGGUCAUUAUCGCAGCAACUGAAUCAUACAUACUCGAUAAAGAGGGAAAGUCCAAAAGAGCAAGAGGAGGAAGUUACGUCAUCGAAAAAAAAGUUCUUUAAGUUGCGUCCUACUCAGCCGCGUACCUACUCCAAGCGACGAUAAAUUUCAUAAAGAAAUGAAAAAUACGUUUAAAUGAACAUCGAUAUAUCGUUGUUUCUUUCAGACAUUUCCUCAUUUUUACUUUUUGCUCUUUUCCAAGUAUCUGUUGGAAAAUUAUCUGUUUAAAGAAAAAUUAUGCACAACAAAGCAAAAUAAGUUGCAUUCUGAAAUUAUUAGUACGCGAGAGAGUCAAAGAUUCAGGCGUAUCUAGCGUAAACAUAAAAUCGAUAUCGAAACAAGUGGAUAACUACAUUUAGAAUACAGCGCGAAUACGGAACGGAAUCACCAGCGCUCUCGAAAAAACACCCACGCAUCUUCGACACGAUGAAGACAAGAUUAUGUACAGCUGGUGGAAGCGCGCAGAACGUUUAAAUUUAAACAUGAUUCACCAGUCUGCCAUCCAACUAAUAAAUGAUCCCCUUUGAAUCGACACGAAACUCAAAUUACGCAACGCGGUAAAGGAAUCGCGAAUUUCAUCAUCGUUGCGCCUGGAACAUUUCGUGCGCGUUACUUAUUUCUUCCUUUUUUAUGUUGCGAGAAGCAGACUCUCUCGCUUGUGUAAAAAUAUAUCUCUUCUAUAUAUUGUACAGCGUGAUGCUUUCUUCCAGAUAGUUCGCGAAAAGAUUAGUUUGGCAAAUUCUCUGUUUUCUUUAAUCCCUAAAUCUUCAUUUGCCAUAAAUUAGCGACGAUAUUUUCGACCACGUAUCUACGGAUUUUUGUCUUAAAGAUGUUUAAAAAAUUAUUUUCUUCGCC
Messenger RNA from Odontomachus brunneus, 2913 nucleotides. RefSeq names its product interaptin-like. The transcript has 14 exons. Lineage: Eukaryota; Metazoa; Arthropoda; Insecta; Hymenoptera; Formicidae. The record is from RefSeq and is a predicted model, not a curated record. Bases 91 to 2163 code for a protein of 690 amino acids.